Messenger RNA from Styela clava, 882 nucleotides. RefSeq lists its product as uncharacterized. Lineage: Eukaryota; Metazoa; Chordata; Ascidiacea; Stolidobranchia; Styelidae. The record is from RefSeq and is a predicted model, not a curated record.
AUGCGGGGACAUCAGCUGACUAGUAGUGUGAAUCACAAUGCAACUCUGAUAGUACAAUGUGUCAAAGCUAGAAUAAAUGAAGACUUGGAAAUAAGGGAAAAAGCUAUAAAAGAUCGAAUUGAUGAGUUGGCUAACCUAAUAAAUCUUCUACAAGAUAAAGUGGAAAAAACGGACACAAGAACCGGGGCGACUACCGUAACGGAUGUAAAAGGAACAAACGCGUCACGGGGAAACGCGGGUACGACGAGUUCUCCAGUUGCUACUUCGACCGCGUUCGCAACAAUUCCUGAGGCUCACCCUUGGUCAUCCACCGAUGCAUCGCUUCCCACUAUGAUUUCUGAAACUAGGAAUUACGAGAAGCUGCAAUUGAGCACAAUUAAGGAACUUGAACACGAAGAGACUAAAAUUCCAGAUACGCCACAAGAGGAUAUGACUACAAUCUCCUUAGAGGGAGAACUGUUCGUUACAGCAACUGCAGAAAAAUGUGGCUUCACGUACAAUUCAAAAUGCUUUCGGGCGAUUGUCUAUAAAACAUGGAAUGUCACUUUCAGCGAUGCCCAAUCGCUUUGUGGAAACAAUCUGGCUAACAUUUAUAACGUCGAGCAUUAUAGGCGGAUGCAAGAAUAUUUACACUCAAUGAUUCCCGAUGGACUGAAAUUCAUUGCAAUUUAUACCGGAAUGACUUACAAGAACGAGGGCCAAUUUCUAACGACGUCGGGUGAAGGUGUAGAUUUGUCAGAAGAAUUGUGGCAUCCUGCUUUUCCGUCGGCAUCGAAUCCACGUGUUGGUAUUGAUGUCAAUCGAUUGCUCACUAAUCAGGGGAUUAUCAAUCAAGAACCAACCUACAAACUCAAUGGCGCCAUUUGUGAAUUCAACUUAUAA